CAAUCAUGCUUCUGCUGGUGGUCACCGUAUCCGUCGCCAAUGCGUUUUUAGCCGCUGGAGUUGUUUGCAUGCCCCUGUCAGACCAGGGGCCCCACAUCAACCACGGCUGGGACCAGGUGGUGCGGUUCAGGCACCUUUACGCUGCCAGGCCGGGACUUCACCUGUUGAUCAGCGGGGAUGGACAGAUCCACGGCUCUGCUGCCCAAACCCUGUACAGUCUACUGGAGAUCCGGCCAGUGGGUCCAGGCUGUGUUGCCAUCAGAGGAGUAGCAACCGCACGGUUUCUAUGUAUAGAAGGAGAUGGAAGACUGUACUCAUCGCACACCUACAUUAGAGACGACUGCACCUUCAGAGAACAGAUCCUGCCAGACGGGUACAACAUCUACAUCUCUGACAAACAUGGUGCCCUUCUCAGUCUAGGAAACCAGCGGCAAAGGCUGCAGGGUCGAGACCGAGGUGUCCCCACCUUGGCCCAGUUCCUCCCAAGGAUCAGCACCCUGCAUCAGGCCUCAUUCCCUGGACUGGAUGUCCCUCACCAGCCAGAGCAGACUGCGGUGCAAACAGAAGAACCUGUGGACACGAUGGACUCCUUUGGAAAGCUCUCUCAGAUCAUUCACAGUCCCAGCUUCCACAAGAGAUGA
Molecule: messenger RNA, 641 nt
Organism: Toxotes jaculatrix (banded archerfish)
Lineage: Eukaryota; Metazoa; Chordata; Actinopteri; Toxotidae
Gene: fgf19
Product: fibroblast growth factor 19
Exons: 3
Coding region: 6-641 (211 amino acids)
Biological process (GO): positive regulation of protein phosphorylation; positive regulation of gene expression; animal organ morphogenesis
Cellular component (GO): cytoplasm
Molecular function (GO): fibroblast growth factor receptor binding; growth factor activity
Source: RefSeq, a predicted model, not a curated record